Molecule: messenger RNA, 195 nt
Organism: Clunio marinus
Lineage: Eukaryota; Metazoa; Arthropoda; Insecta; Diptera; Chironomidae
Source: the annotation of a GenBank genome assembly
AUGGAAAUGUAUGUAGUGUAUAAAGAAGAAGAAAUAAAAGAGUUUUCCAAAGUGGAAACAAAAAAAAAAAUUAAAACAAAAUUUAAAAAAUUUUCAUCGAGGAAAACUCAGUUCAGUCACCUGAUUCGUUAUAGGCCCAAAGCCAAAAACCGACGAAAACAUUAUGAUGUUGUAAUAAUAUUAGUCAACUGCUGA